Messenger RNA from Galdieria sulphuraria, 956 nucleotides. RefSeq lists its product as uncharacterized. The transcript has 2 exons. The record is from RefSeq and is a predicted model, not a curated record. The coding region runs from base 37 to 276 and encodes 79 amino acids. NCBI's taxonomy places the organism in Eukaryota, Rhodophyta, Bangiophyceae, Galdieriales, Galdieriaceae.
AAUGAACACAAUGGUUUGAUUGUUGGAUGGAAAGGAAUGCUCAGUGAGUGUUGUCAACGCUGUGGACCUGUUGGACAAGUGAAUUUCUAUUAUCUACGUUUCCUUUUAAGCCCUUCAAAUGUUUCUUUUAGAACAAUCCAUCGAGUCUUGAGCUCGGAGUUCCACGUAGACUGUAGUUUCUUUUUAGUAUUUACAACUUUUAUUAUCUCUUUGGAGUUUAUGUACUUUAUGCAACACUUGUUUUUAUUUCACUUUUGGUCUUGUAUGGAAAUUUGAGAUUAGCGUUGUCGAGAAGAGAGCAAAGACAAAGGAAUUCAAGCUGUGGUUGAGUGUUGGUACUUUAGUCAACUAGUUGUUUCUUAAGUUUGUUUAUUUCUAUCGAUAAUUGUUUCAGAGCAGUUUUGCGUAUGUAUUAGCAGUUGAUAGUCUAAUCUUGUAGUCUGUUGUUGAGAAACAGUCUUUGGGUUGAUAUUUCAAAGAUAUUCUGCAAGAACAAGAAACCAGUCAGACACUCAGUUGAGUGUUUUGUUCAGUACACAGCGUUACUUUCCGUAUGAUAGUUUUUUGUCUUCUAUAUGACUCUUUUUACGAUGGAGAAAUCGGUCUGUAGCUUUGCAACAGGUUUUUGAGUGUAAACGAUAUUUGCACUUUUUGUAAAACAAAUUCAUUUCUCAGGAUAACGUAGGAAGGUAUUUUUAAUGAUUGUUGUUUAUAUUGUUGUGCUUUUAGAUCAAUUCUAUUGAUUCAAAUAUGUCUUUUGAAAUAUUAUUUGCGGAAAAACGACACCCAUAAGGUUUGACAGUUAUUGAAAACGAAAGCUGAAUAGACUUGCUUUUUUAUAGCAAGGGAAAAGUUUUUAGUUCAAAAUAUACUCACCUUGUCGGGAACCAUGAAAUAAAGCAAGCAAAAGAGCACUGCUGAAAGUCAUGGUUAUGUCCACCUGGUAAAAUGUUUUG